GUGGCUCCGCCCAGCGCUGCCAAAGCGGGAGCGGAUUUUACGACCAUCAGCGCGGUCGAGAUUCAACGCGGUUCGGCGCUGUAGAUAUUGAAAUCGGCGGUUCAUUGUUGUCCUGAGGCGCGACAGAAACAUUUUAUGUUCGAACCAGUCCAAUAAUUUCUACUUUUAAAGCAACGGCAAAUAUGAGUGCAAUUAACGUGAAGAAGCUGAAGGUGAACGAGCUGAAAGAUGAGCUUAAAAAGCGUCAGCUUUCGGAUAAGGGCUUGAAGGCCGAGCUUAUGGAACGGCUACAGGCCGCGCUCGAUGCCGAGGCCCAAGCCGGAGAUGCCGCGCUCGAUGCGGAAGAUGAAGAGGAGGAAAAUGGCGCCGAGGGGCAUGACGCUGAGCUCGAACAAGAAUAUAUGGGCGACGAACUGGAGGAGGAUGAAGAGCCUGCAGGCGAGAACAUGGAGGCCGAGGAUGCAAAUGGAGGAGGUGACGGUGCACCGGAGAGCGCACAAGGCGACUGUGAGGAGGACCUUGGGCAGGACGACGAAAUGGCCGACGAAGAGGAGGAAGAUGGAGACGCCGGGAUUGAGAUAGACAAAGCGUUCGAGGAUGACGACGACGAGAAACUCGACGAAGACGACGGUGAGCCAGAGUCGCAGCCGACUGAGGGAGAUGCGGACAAAGACCUCAGUGCUGAUCAGAAGAAUAAGAAGGGUGUUAAGAGACGCCGAGAGGAACAUGGAAGGGGCUACUUUGAAUUUAUUGAAGAAAGCAAAUACAGCCGGGCCAAAUCUCCCCUGCCACCUCUGGAGGAAGAGGAUGAGGAGUUUGAUGAUACUCUGGUGUGUCUGGACCCAUACAACUGUGACCUGCACUUCAAAGUGUCACGAGACCGCUACAGCGCAACUUCACUCACAAUGGAGAGCUUCGCCUACCUGUGGGCUGGUGGUCGAGCUUCUUAUGGUGUGAACAAAGGCAAAGCCUGCCUUGAAAUGAAGAUUAUUGAGAAGAUCCCUGUGAAGCAUGUGAAGAGUAAGAACAUGGAUGUCCAUGAUGUGCAGAUUGGCUGGUCCUUGGCUAAUGGCAGCUUGCUGCUCGGUGAGGAGGAGCAUUCUUAUUCCUUUGGGAUUAAGGGGAAGAAGACGACAAAUUGUGUGACUGAAGACUACGGCGAGGCUUUUGAUGAAAAUGAUGUCGUUGGCUGCUUUAUUAAUUUUGAUGGGGAUGAAGUUGAAAUUUCAUAUUCCAAGAACGGGAAGGAUCUUGGUGUGGCAUUUAAAGUCAGUAAGGAGGCUCUGGCUGGUCGUUCCCUCUUCCCCCAUGUUCUCUGUCACAACUGUGCUGUGGAAUUCAACUUUGGGCAGAAGGAGACACCAUAUUUUCCUCAGCCAGGAGACUUCACCUUCCUGCAGCAAAUUCCUGUGGAUGAACGUGCGCGUGGACCGAAAGGGCCCGAGACCAAGAAAGACUGUGAGGUCAUUGUCAUGGUUGGUCUCCCUGGAUCAGGGAAGACUACAUGGGUGAUGAAGCAUGUUGAAGAGAAUCCCGGAAAAUACACAAUACUGGGAACUAACACCAUUGUGGAAAAGAUGAUGAUUAACAGUUUGAAGCGACAGAACAAAGACACAGCAAAACUCACUGCCAUCUCCCAGAGUGCACCCCUCUUCCUUGGCAAGUUCAUCGAAAUCGCUGCUCGCAAGAAGAGGAACUACAUUUUGGAUCAGACAAAUGUUUCUGCUGCUGCCCAGAGGAGGAAGAUGUGCUUGUUUGCUGGCUUCCAGCGCAAAGCUGUUGUGGUCUUACCCACAGAUGAAGCCUACAAGGAGCGGACUCAGAAAAAAGCUGAAACUGACGGCAAGGAUGUCCCUGAGCAUGCUGUGCUAAAGAUGAAGGGCAUAUACACUUUGCCAGAAGUGGGUGACUGCUUCACAGAGGUCACCUAUGUGGAGCUGCAGAAGGAGGAGGCUUCCAAGCUCUUGGACCAAUAUAAAGAGGAGAGCAAGAGUGCGCUGCCUCCGGAGAAGAAGCCUAACCAAGGCACACCCAAGAAAGGUGGUGCUCGCAACCGAGGGGGCAAAGGCCAGUUCAACAGGGGAGGUGGUCCAGGUCCACGAGGGGGCAGAGGAGCUUUCCAGAACCGUGGCAACUUCAGAGGAAUGCCUGGUCCCCGUGGAGGCUUCGGUCGGCCGCCCCGAGGGGCUUUGCCACCACCUGCCUACAGAGGCGGCUUCCCGAGCCGUGGCAGCUUUGGCCGGGGACCCGGAGGACCCCCCAACAGAAACAUGGUGCCUAGAGGAGCUCCUGCCAGAGGUGGCAUGGGCAGCAUCUCAAACAGAGGUGGAGCUAUGAACCGUGGCAAGCCAAUGCACAGAGGAAACAUGAACCGUGGCGGUGGACACAGUGGUGGACCCAACAGGGGCAAUUUCAACCAGAAAUAUCGUGGGCGUGGAGGAAAUCAGCAGAAUCGUGGUGGAUUUGGCCACAGGAAUGGAAACUUUGGCAUGAAUAAAGCCCAAGCUUUCAAUCAGAGCUGGCAGCAGGGGUUCUGGAACCAGAAGCCAUGGAGUCAACAGUACCACCCAGGAUAUUACUAAGUGGGCUUUUGUAUUAAAGACUGGUGGCAUGUGGAGGACUCCCUCUUGUGUCCACAAAGCCCCAACAAUCUACUUUUACUGUCUUUUUAAAAAAAAAACAAAAAAAACAACUAAAACGUGUUUUAAGAUAAUUUACACGUGGACAUGCAUUCCACAUCCCAACAUCAGAUCCUCGAUAGAUGUCAGGGGCUCCCUUUUUCCAUACCUGUUUGUAAAAAAAAAAAAUUUCCAUCCCCUCUUCUUUAGACCUCAUGUUUUGAUAAUAUACCGAGAACCACAUUAUUCUGCAUGGGAUGCUUUUGAAUUUCAGACUUGUGGAUUUUAUUGUCAUUUUUACUAAAUGUAAAUUAUUUUGCAAAGUGUUUUUGUGAAAGGAUCAUGGCAUUUGAGAAUCAGAUCUUGUAGAUCUGAUUUUAAAGGCUAUUAAAGGCAGUUGUAGUGAUAUCACAGGAAAAAAAAAUCCUAUUCAUUGAUCAUCAGUCAUUUUACUUCUAACAUUGCUUUUCCUGUCAUUUUCUGUUUUCAGUUCAAUAUGUUAAACUCCAUAGGUUUACAAUAAAUGGGUUAUUUGCUUUUGUACAA
Molecule: messenger RNA, 3164 nt
Organism: Neoarius graeffei (lesser salmon catfish)
Lineage: Eukaryota; Metazoa; Chordata; Actinopteri; Siluriformes; Ariidae
Gene: hnrnpub
Product: heterogeneous nuclear ribonucleoprotein Ub
Exons: 14
Coding region: 183-2582 (799 amino acids)
Biological process (GO): positive regulation of transcription by RNA polymerase II; RNA localization to chromatin; regulation of mitotic spindle assembly
Cellular component (GO): inactive sex chromosome; nuclear chromosome; mitotic spindle microtubule
Molecular function (GO): snRNA binding; TFIIH-class transcription factor complex binding; RNA polymerase II C-terminal domain binding
Source: RefSeq, a predicted model, not a curated record